AUGUCUUCUUCCGCCACCAGAGGUGGAGGGGGUGUCGGCGCGGCUGCAGGAGGCCGAGGGGCCGGCGGCCUUCUUUUCGUCCCGACCAUCAUGGUGUCCGCCCUGGUCGAUGGCCGACGAUCCCGUUUGCUGGUCGGCGCCAACAAGGGUAGUAGGGUGGUGGCGACGGAGCAAGCAACGACCACCGCCGGCGACCGAAAGCUCUCGGUGGCCAACGAUGAAAUAGGAGGAACUGUUCUUUCGGAACUCGAGGAAGCUGGGAUUGACGUGUCACAUGUUAUAAUCUCUGAUGGUGGAAACACAACAUUUGUUUAUGUCAUUAUUGAUAAGAAAACGAAAACCCGAACAUGUAUAAUCACGUCAGGCUACCCUCCAAUGGUUCCUGGUGACAUAUCAGUGUCAAAUUUGUCAGCUGCACUACAAGAUGUUAACUUGCUAUACCUAGACGGAUAUUCACAUGAAAUGGCACUAUCUGUUGGUAAGCAGGCUGAUCUAAUGAAGAUCCCAAUACUGGUUGAUGCGGAACCAGAAAGAACAAAGACAGAACUGGGGCAUCUGCUCGACCUAUCGAGUUACAUUGUCUGUUCGGGUAAAUUUCCAGAGAAAUGGACAUCAAUUUCCUGCAUUCCUUCUGCACUACUAGAGAUCCUUGUGCAAUAUCCCCGUGCGAGGUUCGUCAUUGCAACCCUUGGAGAAAACGGGUGCAUGAUGCUUGAGAGGAUCGAAGAUGCGGUAGAUAUUGGGAAUGUUGCUGAGUCCUUAAGGCUUAAAGUGCAUAAAGAUGACAAUCUGCCAACUUGUGUAUCAUCCAAGUUCAUGAGACUCUCUGGAAGAGGGCAUGGGACUAUACACGGAAGAUUGCUCAUAGGAACAGCAGAAAAAAUCCCCGCUCCAGAGCUUGUUGACACCACCGGUUGUGGCGAUGCGUUCAUAGGAGCAGUGCUCUACGGGCUGUGCACAGAGAUGGCUCCGGAAAAGAUGCUGCCUUUUGCCUGUCAAGUGGCAGGCAUCAAAUGCAGAGCCAUCGGCGCGCGCACCGACCUACCGUGGCGAUCCGAUGCCCGCUUGUCCAAGUACUUGCGUGAGGCACCCUGA
Molecule: messenger RNA, 1095 nt
Organism: Triticum turgidum subsp. durum (durum wheat)
Lineage: Eukaryota; Viridiplantae; Streptophyta; Magnoliopsida; Poales; Poaceae
Source: the annotation of a GenBank genome assembly